Messenger RNA from Astyanax mexicanus (Mexican tetra), 2159 nucleotides. RefSeq names its product zinc finger protein 239. Bases 449 to 1201 code for a protein of 250 amino acids. Gene Ontology annotation, molecular function: RNA polymerase II cis-regulatory region sequence-specific DNA binding; DNA-binding transcription factor activity, RNA polymerase II-specific. The transcript has 3 exons. NCBI's taxonomy places the organism in Eukaryota, Metazoa, Chordata, Actinopteri, Characiformes, Acestrorhamphidae. Gene Ontology annotation, biological process: regulation of DNA-templated transcription. The record is from RefSeq and is a predicted model, not a curated record.
AGCUGUGCACUCUUUUAUUACACCAGCAGAGAAAUACUGGGAGUAGAAGAACAUGGAGAACCAGAUCAGGAGAACCUGUAUCAUCUCCUGCCUGAGGAGAACCCAGCUAGAACCUCAGAUCCUGAUAUAUGUUUUUGAGCUGGGUUUGGUGAAGCUAGAACAUGUUGUUUAUGUUUUAAACAUGAGAUGUGAUUAGAUUCACAUACUGAACACUGAAAAACCUGCUCUUAUAUACACUGUUUAUCUGGCCAGGUUUGGAGAGUAAGAAGCAGAAAUAAGAAGAUCAGGAGAUCAGAGUGCAGGGAUGACAUCAUGCCAGACUGUACUGCUCAGAAAUAAAUGACGUUCUAAACGAUGAAGUCUUCUCACUUUACUCUGACUCUCAGUAACACAUCAGAAGACACUGUUUAGUGAAUCAGGACUAAACAAGGGUUAGAACAUUAAAAGCAUGGCCUCCAAAAGAAAGUCCAGACCUCCAGUAAAGUCCUCUAAUGGAGAUGCCCAAACAGACGCAGGUAAGGAGAGAUCUCACCACUGCUCGGAGUGCGGAAAGACUUUUAAAGGCAUGCACAGCCUCAAAACUCACCAGCGCAUUCACACUGGAGAGAAACCCUACCAGUGCUCAGAGUGCGGGAAGACCUUCACCGUGCGGAGUCAUCUCCAGGUGCACCAGUACACCCACACUGGAGAGAAGCCGUACCACUGCGUAGAGUGUGGGAUAAGCUUUAGGAACCUCGGCUCUCUCAAAACCCACCAGCGCUCUCACACCGGAGAGAGGCCGUACCAGUGCUCGGUGUGCGGGAAGAGCUUCACCGUGAAAAACAGCCUUCAGAUACACCAGAGAAUUCACACCGGAGAGAAGCCGUACAACUGCCUGCUCUGCGGGAAGAGCUUUAAACAGCAGUGUCAUCUCCGUCUACACGAGCGAACUCAUACCGGAGAGAGGCCGUAUCACUGCCCCGACUGCGGGACCACCUUUAAUCACCCGAGUCAUCUCCGACUACACCAGCGAGUUCAUACCGGAGAGAGGCCGUACCCCUGCACGAACUGCGGUAAGAGCUUCACCACAAACAGCCAACUGCACACCCACCAGCGAAUUCAUACCGGAGAGAAACCAUUCCACUGCCAGGACUGCGGCAAGAGCUACAGGCACUCCAAUACUCUGAAGAUACACAAGUGCAUUAAGAAGGAGAAGCCCUGAUGAGUUCAUCAAUCAAAAAAAAAAAAAGUAGCCUCACCAUGCACCGUAUGGACAAAGGUAUUGGGACACCUGUUCUUUCAUUAUCGUAAAGGAUGCUGAAUGGUGAAAUACAACAUACAGUAUAUCUCGAUUAGGGCUGGAUAUCGAAAUUCAAUACCAAAAAAACACCAACUGAAAUGAUUCAGUACUACCAAGUAACGAAAUAUAAAAAAAAAAAAAAUUGGUGUGGGCAGGCUACGGCUGCCCCAAUGAUCAGGAGAUCGCCGGUUCGAAUACUGUUCAUAUAGUUGCCAUCAGCUGCCGUAGCCCUGAGAGAGCACAAUUGACCUUUCUCUCUCUCUCUCUGGGUGGGUACAGUAGAUGGCACUCUCUCCCCUCAUCACUCCUAGGGUGAUGUGGAUCAGCACAAGGCUGCGUCUGUGAGUUGAUGUAUCAGAACCGAGUCGCUGCGCUUUCCUCCGAGUGUACUGUGAUGAUGCUCGGUAAUGCACCAGCAGCAGUUCAAAAAGAGGCGGAGUCUGACUUUAUAUGUAUCAGAGGAGGCGUGUGUUUGUCUUCACCUUCCUGGUGUUGGGGCAUCACUAGUGAUAGGGGGAGUCCUAACUUUCACUUGCACUGUCUCUUGCUUUCACUAGCGCUGUCUCAUGCUCUCAUAAAGGUCUGUCUCUUGCUCCCAUUUGAGCUGUCUCUCUCUCUUUUACAAGCACUGUCUCUCGCUCUCACUCAUGCUGUCUUGCAAUUUCACUCACGCUUCUUCAUGAAGAACUUUUCCAGGCAAAGAAUACAAAUUAUUAAUUGAGCUGUUGAGUUCUAUAUAAAAGAACCCUUGCCUUUAUUGAAGGACCCAUUAUUCUGUGUGAGGGUGUCGUAGUUGACUCUGGAUCAGUGUUAGUAGCAGUUAAACUCUGUACUGUUGAAACCAAGCACACGUGAAUAAACUGGAAUCUCUACUGUAAAA